Messenger RNA from Thermothelomyces thermophilus ATCC 42464, 2322 nucleotides. RefSeq lists its product as uncharacterized. The record is from RefSeq and is a predicted model, not a curated record. NCBI's taxonomy places the organism in Eukaryota, Fungi, Ascomycota, Sordariomycetes, Sordariales, Chaetomiaceae. The transcript has 3 exons. The coding region runs from base 1 to 2322 and encodes 773 amino acids.
AUGGCCUCCUUUCGCCAACGCCUCCAACACAAGCACAACCUGAGCCUCCCACAUAUCCAGACGAGCGACAUCCCUCCCCCGCCACCACCGCCGCCCGCUCCGUGGCCAGGGGGAAGGGGAAGCCUCGGCGCCGGCGCCGCCACCGCCAGCGAUCUCGCCUGGAGCGCGGGCCCGGGCCCGGCCUUCCCCUCCGCAGCGGCUUCCCCGCACCCGGCCUCUGCGCACCCCGUCUCCUCGUUCUCGUCCGCGUCCGCGUCCUCCGGGUUCAGGUCGGCCCCCCCGUCGGCCCGCCCGCCGCUCUCGCCACGCGGCUUCUCGGCGUCCGCGGCCGUGCUGACGGGCCAGAGCCGGUUCGUCGAGGGGUCCAUGAACGACCGGGUGUCGACCGCCCCGCCGCCGGGGUUCCUGGGGCUCGACGAUUAUGAUGAUGAUGAUGAUGAUGAUGACGACGAUCGCGGGCGCGAGGUGGACGGCCAAUGGGAACGGGCACGGGCACGGGUGGGGGGAGGAGUGGGGCGUUGCGGGCGGCCGGCGCUUCCUCGCGAAGGGGAUGACGGGAGGGUAUGGCACCACGGGAGUGUGGCGGGCGGUUGGAUCCGGUCGUCGGCUCCGGCGGCGAGUGCUUCGGCGGUCCAGCAGGAGACUACUACUCAGCAGAGGGGCGGCGGCGGUGGUGGUGGUGGUGGUGGUGGAGUUGUCAAGAAGACGAGCUUCCUCGCCCCGCUCUGGGAUGGGGUCCGCGAGAAGCUGCACCUGAGCAAGUCGAAGUCGUCGGGGAGCAUCGGCCGGGUCGUCAGUUCGAUGGUUGGUGGCGGCGGAUCCGAGCAGCGGAAGGUCGACCGGGAGAAGGACAAGGAGAGGCUGAUGGGGCGGGAGGAAAAGGCCAGUGGUUCCGGGGCGGGGAUGGCCGGGUACCCGAGUCGCGAGGAGGUGCUGGAGAGCUACAAGAAUCUGAUGGCCUCGGGAUUCUUCGAGGCCCAUGCGAUUCGGGGAGGCAGGCAUCCUCUGCGGCAUCCUCUGCGGACGGGCGGUGCCGCCGCGGCGUCGAACGGGACCCGGUCGUUUGCGGAGCACAUGGCCGCGCCCCAAAAUGCCGCCUCGGCACCGGGAAAGUCGUUUGCCGACCACAUGGCUGCCGUACGGCAACAGAGGCCGACGCCGACGCCGACCGUGCCUCUAUCGUCGCCGAUACGCGGCAGCAUGGCCCCUCCCCCUCCGCCUAGGGGCUCUUCGUGGGGGAAGCCGGCCAGUAUGUCGUCCCCGAAUCGCGGCACCAAGCGCGGGGCGUCGAUAGACCUGGCGGGCGACGCCGAGAUCGUCACCAGAAAGCUCGUAAAGAAGCUGCGUCACUCGGCAUCGCGGCUGUCGAUUGACUUGACAGGGGCAAGGAAGAAAUCCUCCCAAUACGAAUUCGGCACUCUCGGACGGCCUCGCCCGUCGACAUCCCCGAAUCCUUCCGGCCCUCUGUCGCCAACCUCUUCGAUAUUUAGCGCCUUCACCUCCCCGCCGUCGAUCGAGGAGUUCGGCGGCGGCGACGACGACGAUGACAACGACGACGACAACACGUCGAUCCGGCCUGGUGGUAGGCUAAUUAAGCUCAACUAUGGCGGGCGCCGACGCAUCCUCGGACUCGCCCGGAGGCGGCCCUUUUCGGAGCGACCGUUGUCGGCCAGUGCAGUUGAAGCCGACCCGGAUGCCAUGAUGAUCGACGAACCGGAGGAGCAGCAGCAGCAGGACGGGGCGCACCGCGAGCGGGAGCCGGAGCCGGAGCCGGAGCAAAUGUCCAGCGCCCUCGGGCAGAGACCGCCAAAGCCUCGCGGGAACUUCACCCCGCCCCCGGCGGCAUUCCUCACGGACGUCCGGCGCAGCGUGCGCGUCGUCAGCACUUCCGAGAGCGACAUCAUGUCACUGGAAGAGGAGGAUGGAAAGACGGAGGCGGAGGCGGAGGCGGAGUGGGGUCCGCAUGAUAAACAGCCACACGGGCACGGGCACGGGCACGGGCACGGGCACAAGCAUGAAGACAAAGACGAGAGGCCGCUGAGCGUGGUGCCGGACCCGAACCAGGGGAUCCCCCUGGUGCCGCGGAUCCCGCGCGAGUUCUGCGACGCCAUGGCUGCGCUGGCGCCGCCCGCGCCCGCCGCCGUCGUCGUCGUGGGGCCUGCGGCGAAUAGCGGCGGGGAGGCGGCCAAGAAGAUGAAGAAGAUGGAGAGGGAAGAGGAGGCGGAGAGGGGGGGAGACGAGGCCAAGGCGGCCAACCGCGACUCUGGGCUCGGCGGGGACGUGGACGUGGACGUGGAGAAUAUCCCUGUUUGGGGGUCAUGA